This is a messenger RNA of Pistacia vera, 5872 nucleotides long. Its product is annotated as brefeldin A-inhibited guanine nucleotide-exchange protein 2. Gene Ontology annotation, cellular component: trans-Golgi network. Lineage: Eukaryota; Viridiplantae; Streptophyta; Magnoliopsida; Sapindales; Anacardiaceae. The transcript is spliced from 11 exons. Gene Ontology annotation, biological process: regulation of ARF protein signal transduction. Gene Ontology annotation, molecular function: guanyl-nucleotide exchange factor activity. Bases 252 to 5597 code for a protein of 1781 amino acids. The record is from RefSeq and is a predicted model, not a curated record.
AACCCCCCUCCCUCCGUAACCAAGAACCUCAACAGUUCACUCUCACGCUUCUCUCUUCUUUUCUUGUAAACUCUUCAUUCUGUGCGAUUUUUAUGCGAUCAAAACCGGACUGACUACGCCGACGCUCCGACUACACUCGUCACCAUUACUCAACCAAUUCAAAUUGAAAGCGUUAUCACUUCUUUUUCAUUUUCUUCAUUUUUCCACUUCCAGAUCUGACUCACUGAGUCACUGCUAGUCUUAACUCGGGAAUGGCUUCUUCGGAAGCCGAUUCCCGCUUGAGCCAAGCCCUAGCUCCAGCCCUCGAAAAGAUAAUCAAAAACGCGUCGUGGCGCAAACAUUCGAAACUCGCUCACGAAUGUAAAUCAGUUCUUGAGAGACUCACUGCUGCUCAGAAACAGACCCCUUCAUCACCUACAGACUCGGAGCCGGAAAACUCCAUCCCUGGCCCUCUCCACGACAGCGGGCCUAUAGAAUAUUCGCUCUCAGAAUCUGAGUCCAUUCUUAGCCCUCUGAUCAACGCGUGCGGUACUGGCUUCCUCAAGAUAGUUGAUCCUGCCGUUGAUUGUAUUCAAAAAUUGAUCGCCCAUGGUUACCUUCGUGGCGAGGCGGACCCCUCUGGAGGUCCCGAAGCGAUAUUUCUUUCCAAACUAAUUGAAUCGGUCUGUAAAUGCCACGAUUUAGGUGAUGAUGCUGUUGAGUUACUGGUUUUAAAAACGCUUCUAUCGGCUGUCACGUCGAUGUCUUUAAGGAUUCACGGAGAUUGUUUGUUGCAAAUUGUGAGGACUUGUUAUGAUAUUUAUCUAGGUAGUAAAAAUGUGGUUAAUCAGACGACAGCGAAGGCUUCACUGAUCCAAAUGUUAGUGAUUGUUUUCAGAAGAAUGGAAGCAGAUUCGUCAACAGUUCCGAUUCAACCAAUUGUGGUUGCUGAAUUGAUGGAGCCAGUAGAAAAAUCUGAUGCGGAUGGGUCCAUGACAAUGUUUGUACAAGGGUUUAUAACGAAAAUUAUGCAAGAUAUUGACGGAGUAUUGAAUCCAGUUACGCCGGGUAAGAUUUCAGCUGCAGGUCACGAUGGUGCAUUUGAAACCACUACUGUGGAGACGACUAAUCCAGCUGAUUUACUGGAUUCAACUGAUAAGGACAUGUUGGACGCUAAGUAUUGGGAGAUUAGUAUGUAUAAGACGGCAUUGGAGGGUAGGAAAGGGGAAUUGGCUGACGGAGAAGGGGAAAGAGACGAUGAUUUGGAGGUUCAGAUUGGGAAUAAGUUGAGACGGGAUGCAUUUCUGGUAUUUAGAGCACUUUGUAAGUUGUCUAUGAAGACUCCUCCUAAGGAGGCAUUGGCGGAUCCCCAAUUGAUGAGAGGGAAGAUUGUGGCUCUUGAGUUGUUGAAGAUCCUGUUGGAGAAUGCCGGAGCUGUGUUUCGGACCAGUGAAAGGUUUUUGGGUGCCAUUAAGCAGUACUUGUGUCUGUCAUUGUUGAAGAACACCGCUUCAACUCUUAUGAUUGUUUUCCAGCUUUCUUGCUCCAUUUUCAUUAGUCUGGUAUCAAGAUUUAGAGCUGGACUGAAAGCAGAGAUUGGGGUGUUCUUUCCUAUGAUUGUGCUCAGAGUUUUGGAAAAUGUUGCUCAACCAAAUUUUCAACAGAAGAUGAUAGUGCUUCGGUUUUUAGAGAAGCUCUGUGUUGAUUCACAGAUUUUGGUAGAUAUCUUUAUUAACUAUGAUUGUGAUGUCAACUCAUCAAACAUAUUUGAGAGAAUGGUCAAUGGACUUCUUAAAACUGCUCAAGGUGUCCCUCCUGGUACAACCACCACACUAUUGCCACCUCAAGAAGUGACAAUGAAACUUGAAGCCAUGAAGUGCCUAGUGGCUAUAUUGAGAUCAAUGGGAGACUGGAUGAACAAACAAUUGCGCAUUCCAGAUCCUCAUUCUACUAAGAAACAUGAGGCAGUGGAGAACAGUCCCGAGCUCGGAACUGUUCCCGUGGCAAAUGGGAAUGGGGAUGAGGCUGUUGAGGGAUCAGAUUCUCAAUCUGAAGCAUCCAGUGAGGUUUCUGAAGUUUCGACCAUUGAACAACGUCGAGCUUACAAGCUUGAACUUCAGGAAGGUAUAUCUCUUUUUAAUCGGAAACCCAAGAAAGGAAUUGAAUUUCUUAUUAAUGCAAAUAAGGUGGGCAACUCACCGGAGGAGAUAGCAGCUUUUCUAAAAAAUGCCUCUGAUUUGAACAAGACUCUGAUUGGUGAUUAUCUAGGAGAAAGGGAGGAGUUAUCACUUAAAGUAAUGCAUGCCUAUGUGGAUUCUUUUGAAUUUCAAGGCAUGGAGUUUGAUGAGGCAAUCAGGGCCUUUUUGCAAGGCUUUAGGUUGCCUGGUGAGGCACAAAAGAUUGAUCGAAUAAUGGAAAAGUUUUCUGAACGUUAUUGUAAAUGUAAUCCAAAGGCAUUCAUUAGUGCUGACACAGCUUAUGUCCUUGCAUAUUCUGUAAUACUGCUCAACACUGAUGCCCAUAAUCCUAUGGUGAAGAACAAGAUGUCGGCUGAGGAUUUUAUAAGAAACAAUCGUGGCAUAGACGAUGGAAAAGAUUUACCUGAGGAGUAUCUGAGGUCAUUGUUUGAUCGGAUAUCAAGAAAUGAGAUCAAAAUGAAAGAAGAUGGUCUGGCUGUUCAACAGAAGCAGUCUAUGAACUCAAACAAAAUAUUAGGCUUGGACAGUAUCUUGAAUAUCGUGAUCCGAAAGCGGGGCGAGGAAAGGCAUAUGGAGACCAGUGAUGAUCUCAUCAGGCACAUGCAAGAACAAUUUAAGGAAAAAGCUCGCAAAUCUGAAUCAGUAUUCUAUGCAGCAACUGAUGUGGUAAUUCUAAGAUUCAUGAUUGAGGUAUGCUGGGCGCCCAUGUUGGCUGCCUUUAGUGUGCCCCUCGACCAGAGUGAUGAUGAAGUGAUAUUAGCUCUGUGUCUCGAAGGCUUUCGUUAUGCUAUCCAUGUCACUGCUGUAAUGUCCAUGAAGACUCAUAGGGAUGCUUUUGUGACUUCAUUAGCAAAGUUUACUUCUCUUCACUCUCCCGCUGACAUCAAGCAGAAAAACAUAGAUGCCAUCAAGGCAAUAGUCACAAUUGCGGAUGAAGAUGGAAACUAUUUACAGGAGGCAUGGGAGCAUAUUUUGACGUGUGUGUCCAGGUUUGAGCAUCUGCAUCUCUUGGGAGAAGGUGCUCCUCCAGAUGCCGCUUUCUUUGCUUUUCCACAGAAUGAGUCUGAAAAAUCCAAACAAGCUAAGUCAACCAUCCUUCCAGUUCUAAAAAAGAAAGGACCUGGGAGGAUUCAGUUUGCAGCUUCUGCUGUGAUGAGGGGUGCAUAUGAUAGUGCGGGCAUUGGUGGCAAUGCUUCUGGGGUGGUCACAUCUGAACAGAUGAACAAUAUAGUCACCAAUUUAAACAUGUUAGAGCAAGUUGGAAGCUCUGAAAUGAAUCGUAUAUUUACACGAAGUCAGAAGUUGAAUAGUGAGGCAAUAAUAGACUUUGUUAAGGCUCUUUGCAAGGUCUCAAUGGAGGAACUCCGAUCUGCAUCUGAUCCACGGGUUUUCAGCCUCACAAAAAUUGUUGAGAUUGCGCACUAUAACAUGAACCGCAUCAGGCUGGUGUGGUCAAGCAUCUGGCAUGUCCUCUCUGAUUUCUUUGUAACCAUUGGCUGCUCCGAGAACCUCUCAAUAGCAAUUUUUGCAAUGGAUUCUUUACGCCAGUUAUCAAUGAAAUUCCUAGAGCGAGAAGAGUUGGCUAAUUAUAAUUUUCAGAAUGAAUUUAUGAAGCCUUUUGUCAUUGUGAUGCGGAAGAGUAGUGCUGUUGAAAUCAGAGAAUUAAUCAUCAGAUGUGUCUCACAGAUGGUUUUAUCUCGUGUCAAUAAUGUCAAAUCAGGAUGGAAAAGCAUGUUCAUGGUUUUCACAACGGCAGCUUAUGAUGAUCACAAAAACAUUGUACUCUUGGCCUUUGAAAUUAUUGAGAAGAUUAUCCGAGACUACUUCCCAUACAUUACUGAGACUGAAACAACCACCUUCACAGAUUGUGUCAAUUGCCUAAUAGCAUUUACAAACAGUAGAUUCAACAAAGACAUUAGUCUGAAUGCUAUUGCAUUUCUUCGGUUCUGUGCCACUAAACUUGCAGAAGGAGAUCUUAGUGCCUCAUCAAGGAACAAAGACAAGGAAGCAUCUGGAAAGAUUUCUCUGACCUCCCCUCAACCUUUGAAAGAAGGAAAACUGGAUAACGGAGAGAUUAUUGAUAAAGAUGAUCAUCUCUAUUUCUGGUUCCCUUUGUUGGCUGGUUUAUCAGAACUUAGCUUUGACCCAAGGCCAGAAAUCAGGAAGAGUGCCUUACAAGUGCUGUUUGAAACUUUGCGUAACCAUGGUCACCUUUUCUCACUGCCUCUGUGGGAGCGGGUGUUUGAGUCAGUCCUAUUUCCAAUAUUUGACUAUGUGCGGCAUGCCAUUGAUCCUUCAGGGGAGAACUCACCUGGACAAGGGAUUGAUGGUGAUAUGGGUGAGCUUGAUCAAGAUGCAUGGCUCUAUGAGACAUGCACUUUGGCCCUCCAAUUAGUUGUGGAUCUUUUUGUCAAAUUUUACAACACUGUCAAUCCACUUUUGAAGAAGGUGCUGAUGCUUCUGGUAAGUUUUAUCAAACGUCCUCAUCAGAGCCUUGCUGGUAUUGGAAUUGCUGCUUUUGUCCGAUUGAUGAGCAAUGCUGGGGAUCUAUUUUCUGAUGAAAAGUGGCUAGAAGUGGUGUUGUCAUUAAAAGAAGCAGCCAAUGCCACCGCUCCUGAUUUUUCUUACAUUGUUAGUGAAGAAAGCAUGGUCAGGAACCAUGAAAAUGCGUCAAAUGGACAAAUUAAUGGGGAGGCUUCUGGUUCUGGUAUGGCUGAUGAUGAUUCCGAGAGCCAGAAGACAAGUCGUCUAUAUGCUUCUAUAGCUGAUUCGAAAUGCCGGGCUGCUGUACAACUUUUAUUGAUUCAGGCGGUGAUGGAGAUCUACAACAUGUAUCGGUCUCGCCUCUCUGCUAAAAACACCUUAGUCCUCUUCAAGGCUUUGCAUGACGUGGCAGCCCAUGCUCACAAGAUCAAUAGCAAUAACAUUUUACGCUCAAAGCUACAAGAAUUUGGCUCUAUGACUCAAAUGCAAGAUCCCCCACUGUUACGCCUAGAAAAUGAGUCGUUUCAGAUAUGUCUGACAUUUUUACAGAAUAUUAUACUGGACAGGCCUCCUACUUAUGAUGAGGCUGAAGUAGAGUCCUAUCUGGUUGACCUUUGUCGGGAGGUAUUACAGUUCUAUAUUGACACUUCUCGCUCAGGACAAACAUCCGAAUCAUAUGUCAAUAAGAAAUUGCAGUGGGCAAUACCUUUAGGUUCUGGGAGACGGAGGGAAUUGGCUGCCCGGGCACCCCUUAUUGUGUCAACACUCCAGGCAAUCUGUACUUUAGGAGAGACUUCCUUUGAGAAGAACUUGUCUCAGUUCUUCCCCCUUCUUUCAGGCUUGAUAAGCUGUGAACAUGGAUCAAAUGAGGUACCGGUAGCUCUCAGUGAUAUACUAAGCUCAUCAGUGGGUCCUGUUUUACUUCGGUCGUGUUGAUCUUACUGGGGUCAGACGGCACAUUUUGGGAUGUAUGCUAUUCUUUAAAUUGAAGUCUUAUAGUUUCUUUCUUUCUUUACUCGUUUGGUUUAAAAAUGUAAUUGUUAUCGGAAGUAUAGUUUCAGAGUGUAUGAAGAGUUAGUGAUGAUUUGGGGUUGUGGCUAGUAUCUAUAAAGCUCAAGCAUUUCUGUUCAGGAGCUUAGCUCCUCUUUGUUCAGAAUUUAUAGAUAUCAUCAGGAGCUUUUCAUGUAUGCUAGUUAGAUAUUUUUCACAUA